This is a messenger RNA of Vombatus ursinus (common wombat), 3625 nucleotides long. Its product is annotated as GRB2-associated and regulator of MAPK protein 1. NCBI's taxonomy places the organism in Eukaryota, Metazoa, Chordata, Mammalia, Diprotodontia, Vombatidae. The record is from RefSeq and is a predicted model, not a curated record. Gene Ontology annotation, biological process: epidermal growth factor receptor signaling pathway; cellular response to epidermal growth factor stimulus. The transcript has 6 exons. Gene Ontology annotation, molecular function: proline-rich region binding. Bases 105 to 2732 code for a protein of 875 amino acids.
CCCACCGCACCCCACCCCCGGGAGCCCGAGGAGGCAGAGGACAAGGAGGUGGUGGUAGUGGCCUGGAAAGGGAGGGGGGGUGUGUGAAGAAGGAGGCGAGGAAGAUGGACCCAGUCCCCUCGCAGGGCUACAGUCUGAAGGAUGUGAAGUGGAGUUCGGGCGCCGUUCCGCUGGACUUGCUGGUCAGCACUUACCGGCUGCCCCAGAUCGCCCGGCUGGACAGCGGAGAAUCUGUGGAAGGUCUUCGAGAGAAUGAUUGUCUUCUGAUUCAUUCUUGCCGGCAGUGGACGACCAUCACUGCUCAUAGCUUGGAGGAAGGUCACUAUGUCAUUGGGCCAAAGAUAGAAAUCCCAGUACAUUAUGCAGGGCAGUUUAAGCUGCUGGAACAAGACCGGGAUAUUAAGGAACCAGUGCAGUAUUUUAACAGUGUGGAGGAGGUGGCGAAAGCAUUUCCUGAACGAGUUUACGUCAUGGAGGAAAUAACAUUCAACGUGAAGGUUGCUGCAGGAGAAUGCAAUGAAGACACAGAAGUUUACAACAUCACUCUUUGCACUGGGGAUGAACUCACUUUAAUGGGGCAGGCAGAAAUCCUUUAUGCAAAGACUUACAAGGAGAAGUCACGAUUCAACACAAUCUUCAAGAAAAUCGGAAAACUCAAUUCCAUUGGCAAGCUGGGUAAAGGCAAAAUGCCAUGCCUCAUUUGCAUGAAUCACAGGACCAAUGAAAGCAUUAGCCUUCCAUUUCAGUGCAAGGGCCGAUUUAGUACCCGGAGCCCGCUGGAGCUUCAGAUGCAAGAGGGUGAACACACCAUCCGCAACAUUGUGGAAAAAACCAGGCUGCCUGUCAACGUGAUUGUCCCGAGCCCUCCUCCUAGAAACCCAUAUGACCUCCACUUCAUUCGUGAAGGUCACCGGUACAAGUUUGUGAACAUCCAGACCAAGACAGUGGUGGUUUGCUGUGUGCUACGUGGCAACAAAGUCCUCCCCAUGCAUUUUCCUUUGCACUUGACCGUCCCCAAGUUCAGCCUCCCAGAAAACCUUGUGAAGGGAGAGGCCUGGCCUGAAACCCUGGUCCAGCAUUGGCUCGGUAUCUGCCAAGAACAGUUUGACAUUGAUGAGUACUCCCGCGCGGUACGUGACGUGAAAACAGAUUGGAAUGACGACUGUAAGAGCCCUAAGAAGAGUCGAUGUCCUGGUCACAACCACAUCCCCAACUCCCUCAGCUAUGCCCGGGAUGAGUUAACGCAGUCCUUUCACCGGCUCUCUGUCUGUGUGUAUGGGAAUAACCUGCAUGGUAACAGUGAAGUGAACCUCCAUGGCUGUAGGGAUCUGGGAGGGGAAUGGACUCCGUUUUCUCAUGAUACCCUACAGUACCAGGACUCUGGUGACAGUGGGAGUGAUUACCUUUUCCCUGAAGUUGGUGAUGAAUCUCUGUGUCUCCCAUCAAAGCCAGAACUCCCUUAUGAAGAGCUGUGGCUAGACCAAGGCAAGACGGACAGCCAACCCCUUACUGGUUCCUUGAGCGAAAAAACCAAAUGUGAUAAUUACAGAAGCUCCAUCCGGUCAAAAUGUGGCACUUCUCUCCCCGUUGCCGGGACGCUGGCGACAACGACAUCUUCAGAUGUGACCCUCCCUCCACCUCCAGUGCCUCCCAAAUCUGAAGCUGUCAGGGAAGAAUGCCGACUCUUGAACGCACCACCUGUUCCACCCAGAAGUGCAAAGCCUUCAUCAACAAGUCCUUCCAUUCCUCCUCGAUCAGCUAAACUAGUGAGGCAACAGACACGUUCCCCUAGCCCUACCUUGUCCUACUAUUCUUCGGGGCUGCACAACAUUGUCACUGAGAGUGACCCAAUGAGUCCUUCAGAAAGUGCUUCUGUUUCGUGCUAUCCUUGUAACAGGAUGAAGACUGAAUCUCUGGAACUUAGCAGAUCUCCCUUUGGAAGCCCCACUGCUGAUGCUCUGUCCUCUAGACUGUCAUGGCCUAGCCAUUUCUUGGGAGCAACGGAGAGUGAGAACAGGAAUGACUUCCUGUUGGAUCCGAGCAAAAGUUACAGUUACCCUAGGCAGAAGACACCGGGCACCCCAAAAAGAAACUGUCCAGCCGCUUUUGAUUUUGAAGGGUGUGACCUCUAUGUGGGCUCCACCCAGUCAGGUCCAGCAGAGUUCACAGGUGGCAUGUCUGGCUGUCCUAAGUCAGCCAGUUACUCUUUAGAGUGCACGGAUGAGAAGACCCUAGCAACAAGCCCGGCAAAACAGAGUCAUUCAUGCCCAGCCUUACCCCCGAGAGCACCCAAACUAACUGAGGAGAAACUGGCCCCAGAAUCGUUUCCUUUGCCUCUGAAAAUAGAUGGUGCUGAGGAAGACCCUAAACCUGGCUCACCAGACCUCUCAGAGGAUCAGUAUUUUGUUAAAAAAGGCACACAAGACAUUUUCUCUAUUUCUUAUCCUUUUUCCUCUCCCCUUCACCUCCAGUUAGCGCCAAGAUCUUGUGGUGAUGGUUCCCCAUGGCAACCGCCCACCGACCUGUCAGGACUUUCUAUAGAGGAAGUGUCCAAAUCACUGCGGUUCAUUGGUUUGUCAGAAGAUGUCAUCUCGUUCUUUGUUACUGAAAAGAUCGAUGGGAAUUUGCUAGUCCAGCUAACUGAAGAAAUCCUCUCAGAGGACUUCAAGCUUAGCAAACUCCAAGUGAAGAAAAUACUACAGUUUAUUAAUGGCUGGCGGCCCAAGAUAUAGCCCAGAGGCCCAUCUGGCACUGAAUAAAACUGAUGGAUUGAUGUGCUAGAAAGGGUAGGGCUUAGUACAUAAUUUCAUUAUUAUUAAUUUUUUUUUUGCACUAAAACCCCUCUGUAAAUAGUGGUAGAAACUUUUACUAUGCAGAUUAAGUUUUUGGAUGGUGAACCAGGCUAUUUUGUAUGACAAUAAAAAUGCCAUAGAGAACACUUUAGAGGUGUGCCUUGUACAUCACUCAACACCCAGCAGCUGCUAAAAGAGAAAAGGGAAUGUUAGGAUGUUUGCCCAGGUAGGUUUAUGCUAAGAAGGUGUGAUAUUUAUUAUUGAACAGCCAAAGCUGAAAGUUGUAAAUCCAAAAUACUCUUGUGACCAAGAAUCCUUUUCUUUCGAGGGUUGACUUCAGACAGUUAACUAGAUGCUGUGCUCCGUCGGGUGGCUUGUUUAAUGCUCAUUCUUUUGAUUCUAGUGCCUGAAAAUGUUUUAAAGGUGGCUAUGCUAAUCCUCUGAAAAUGAAAAUGUUGUAUGCUUAGUGCAGUUCUUUUUACCCAAAGUUGUCAAUGUUCUGAGAGUCACGUGUUGAUAGAAUUAGGGUAUGUUACAUGCCCUAAGUAAUAAUAAACUAUGAUAAUAGUAAUUUACCUAUAACUGCUGCUGCUUUUGCUUAGCAGAGAAAAACUACAAUAUAUACAAAUAUGCUUCAAAACUACACUCUGAGUCAGAUCAUUUAAAUAAUAGUUUAAACUCUCCAUCAAGGUAUUAGGACUUAGAAAUGUCAUUUACUUUCACAGAAAUAACAUAGACACAGUGACUGCUAAAAAUCCUUGGAACCCUGGGACUCCUAUGUGAAUCUUCUUGUACUUUUUAAUAAAGAAACCUGAAGCCAGAUCAAUACAGAA